AUGUGUAAAAGUUAUAUAAAAUUUGAAGGAAAAAUACAAUCUAUUGCACUUGUUCAAUUCUGGCCUGGUAAUAGGUGUAAAGGUGGACACUGUGCCAUCCCAAAAACAACACCUUUUGUCAAAGAAGGAUUUAUGUUAAACGGGUUUUGGCCUCAGAUUAGGGUUAAUGCAAAAUUGAGGUGUUGCCUAUUCAAACUGGACUUAAAACGUGUAGAAAAUAUCAUUUUCAGAAAUAGACCACUUGUGGAAAUGAUUCACAAAAAUUGGAUGUCGUUUCAACAAUGUGGAUAUGCCAUGUACCAAUUUGACACACACGGAACGUGUGCAAUGCAAAUUUAUCACGGACCACGCGGGGUAAUCGAAUACAUGAAAACUGCAAUUCAUUUAUUUAACAAAUAUGACGCUUGGGAGAUAUUAAAACAAAGUGAACUUAAAGUCCAGACCAAUAAAUUGUAUAAGAUUCAAGACUUGAAAGUUAUUUUACAAAAGGUAUAUGGAGAAGAACCGGUCUUCUUUUGUCAAUAUAGAAACCUGGUAAGAGAUUUUAGAAUUUGUUAUGACCCUAGGACUAAUAAGGAAAACCCACACCCAAUCAGAUGUCCUGAAAAAUUCUUUCAAAAAGAAAAAGAAAAAUGUGACGAAGAAAUACUGUUUGAACUUUUCCCAAUGGAAUUAACAAAGCCCGAAACUGCUCCUCGAAACAAUUGUCCUUAUUAA
Messenger RNA from Entamoeba invadens IP1, 717 nucleotides. RefSeq lists its product as hypothetical. Gene Ontology annotation, biological process: RNA catabolic process. Gene Ontology annotation, cellular component: extracellular region. NCBI's taxonomy places the organism in Eukaryota, Evosea, Mastigamoebida, Endamoebidae. The coding region runs from base 1 to 717 and encodes 238 amino acids. The record is from RefSeq and is a predicted model, not a curated record. Gene Ontology annotation, molecular function: ribonuclease T2 activity; RNA binding. The transcript has a single exon.